AUGAUUAUAAAAUUUACAAAAUUGGAAUGUCAAGCUUACGACAAAAGUUUUGCUGAGUUUAAAAUGUGUCAGUUGAAAGUAAUUGGAAGGGAUAAGAUUGCACUUAAUAUUCAUGCAAAUUUGCAUGAGAAACCUUUAAACAACAUAACGUUGAGUGCCCAACUAUUUCGCAAGAGUAAUGACUUUCGACCAUUUCUGUAUAACGACACUUUUGAUUUUUGCCUAUUUAUGAAGAAUUCUAAUCGAUUUUUAUUCUGGAAAACUUUAGUGCAAGAUUUAUCGCACCACAGUAACAUCAAUCACACCUGUCCCUAUGAUCAUGACAUCAUCGUUAAUAAUAUGGUACUGGAAGAGGGCAUAUUAAAGCAUUUACCAUUUCCCUCUAACGACUAUAUGAUUCAAUUAAAAUUUUGGUCUUUUAAUGAUUUAAAAGCCCGAGUGAAAAUCUACAUUGUCAUCGUUGAAUAA
Lucilia cuprina (Australian sheep blowfly) is the source of this 468-nucleotide messenger RNA. RefSeq lists its product as uncharacterized. The transcript is spliced from 3 exons. Bases 1 to 468 code for a protein of 155 amino acids. The record is from RefSeq and is a predicted model, not a curated record. Lineage: Eukaryota; Metazoa; Arthropoda; Insecta; Diptera; Calliphoridae.